This is a messenger RNA of Haemonchus placei, 1096 nucleotides long. NCBI's taxonomy places the organism in Eukaryota, Metazoa, Nematoda, Chromadorea, Rhabditida, Trichostrongylidae. The record is from the annotation of a GenBank genome assembly.
AGUUCUCAGAGUUACAAUCUAAGGAUCCGUAAAAGUUCGAAAAAUCCCAAUUCAUCGUUUCAGUGGUCUUGGUUUCGUGGUGGGUUCUAAUGUGGCAAGCCUGCUAAACUCGUGGCAGUGGGGUGUACGUGUAACUGCAUUGGCUGGACUCGUUGUGUUGGUGUUACUCGUUCUUGUCGUUGAUGAACCUAAACGAGGUGCAGCCGAAAUCACCGAAGGCGCACACAUUCAUGGAGAAAUCUCGACGUCGUACUGGAAGGACGUCAAAUCGCUGGCUUGCACGCCCUCAUUUGUUACAUGCACAUGGGCGUAUACAGCACUGCUCUUUGUCACAGGCACAUUGACAUGGUGGGAGCCGACAAUCAUCGCGCACUCUAUAGCAUGGACACAGGGCCUGAACGACACUCGUCUUCUUCCCAGCAGUAAAAAAGACCAAGUCGGCUUAAUCUUCGGAGCAAUCACUACUGCAUCCGGUAUCAUUGGAGUGUCAAUGGGAACUCUUCUGUCUGGUUUGAUCAGAAGCGGGCGAGGCGUUUUCCGCCCUCUGAAGACGGAACGUGCCCAGCCAAUUAUAUCUGGACUGGGGGCUCUCCUAGCUGCACCGCUACUGCUUUUAAUUUUCCUUUUUGGUCAUAAGAGCAUUUUAGCGCUAUGGAUUUUGAUGUUCUUUGGUAUCACGUUCCUCUGUUUCAACUGGGGCUUGAACGUCGAUAUGUUGAUGAGCGUCAUAGUGCCUUCACGCCGAAGUACCGCCUUCUCAUACUUCAUGCUGAUAUCUCACCUGUUCGGAGAUGCCACAGGUCCUUACAUUAUCGGAGCGGUUUCGGACGCGAUUCGUGGCUCAGUGAAAACUCCUGAGACGCAGUACCUUUCACUAGUCAAGGCCUGUGCCGUUACAGUAGUAUUGCUCUGCCUAUCAGCUGCACUGUACUUCGUCUGUGCUGCGGUAUUGGUUAGAGAUCAACACAAAUUUAAAAAGGAGAUGGGACUCCUGAAUGGUUCAUUGAAGAAGCCGGCCUCAGAGAGUUCUUCCAAUGAAAGGCUCAACCGACUGCCAGAUGACGAAGAUGUUGAAACGGCAGAGCAACGAUUAUGA